Molecule: messenger RNA, 1218 nt
Organism: Ochotona princeps (American pika)
Lineage: Eukaryota; Metazoa; Chordata; Mammalia; Lagomorpha; Ochotonidae
Gene: HMOX1
Product: heme oxygenase 1
Exons: 5
Coding region: 129-1001 (290 amino acids)
Biological process (GO): response to oxidative stress; heme oxidation; heme catabolic process
Molecular function (GO): heme binding; heme oxygenase (decyclizing) activity
Source: RefSeq, a predicted model, not a curated record
GUGACCCGCCGCCCGGCCUAUAAAGGCGCGGCGCAGCCCGGCUUGGCACCCCAGUCGGUCGCCGCUUCCAGGAGCGCGCACGGUCCCUGCCUGCUCUGAGUGAGCCAGUGAGACGACAAGAGUCGGCGAUGGAGCGCACGCAGCCCGACAGCAUGCCCCAGGAUUUGUCAGAGGCUCUGAAGGAGGCCACCAAGGAGGUGCACACCCAGGCGGAGAAUGCCGAGUUCAUGAAGAACUUUCAGAAGGGCCAGGUGACUGCGGAGGGCUUUAAGUUGGUGAUGGCCUCGCUAUACCACAUCUACGUGGCCCUGGAGGAGGAGAUUGAGCACAACAAGGAGAACCCGGUCUAUACCCCGCUCUACUUCCCGGAGGAGCUGCAUCGCAAGGCCGCCCUGGAGCUGGACAUGGCCUUCUGGUAUGGGCCCCGUUGGCAGGAGACCAUCCCAUACACACCUGCCACGCAGCGCUACGUGAGAAGGCUGCAGCAGGUCGGGCGCACCGAGCCGGAGCUGCUGGUGGCCCACGCCUACACCCGCUACCUGGGCGACCUGUCCGGGGGCCAAGUCCUCAAGAAGAUUGCCCAGAAGGCCUUGGACCUGCCCACCUCUGGUGAGGGUGUGGCCUUCUUCACCUUCCCCCACAUCGCCAGUGCCACCAAGUUCAAGCAGCUCUACCGCUCCCGCAUGAACUCCUUGGAGAUGACCCCCGGAGUCAGGCAGAGGGUGGUGGAAGAGGCCAAGACCGCAUUCCUGCUGAAUAUUCAGCUCUUUGAGGAGUUGCAGGAGCUGCUGAAGCAGAGCGCCAAGGACCAGAGCCCCUCGCAGGCACCAGGGCUCCGCCAGCGGGCCGGCAGCAGGCCACAAGACUCUGCCCUCACAGAGCCUCCCAGUGGGAAGUCCCAGCUCCGCUGCAGCCUUUCCCAGGCUCCGCCCCUGCUGCGAUGGGUCCUGACUCUCAGCUUUCUGGUGGCCACGGUCGCUGUAGGACUCUAUGCCAUGUGAAUGCCAGCGUGCUGGCCGCGCGGGCCAGGAACUCCUUACUUUUCUGAGAACAAUUGGGAGGCUUCAGGGUCCCCAGCCCUGUCUCUGCAAAGGAGGAUGGCUUUGUCCCCUCCCCACAGCACAUGGGAUGGGGGCCCUCCUACCAGCUUGCAAAUCAAGUUCCUGCAGCAGAGCCAGAAGAGGGCAGGUAGCGCUGGCAGCUGCCCUCACUCUUCCA